Molecule: messenger RNA, 11199 nt
Organism: Penaeus indicus
Lineage: Eukaryota; Metazoa; Arthropoda; Malacostraca; Decapoda; Penaeidae
Gene: RhoGEF3
Exons: 20
Coding region: 750-9941 (3063 amino acids)
Biological process (GO): intracellular signal transduction
Cellular component (GO): cytosol
Molecular function (GO): guanyl-nucleotide exchange factor activity; protein binding
Source: RefSeq, a predicted model, not a curated record
CGGUGCCGCGAGAGAAAGGUCUUCGCCGAGCUCUCUCCCGGAGUUGCUGAGAGAGAGUGGUGCGGUCUUAUGAAUUUCUAGCUUUACACGAGAUGUUAAUUACUGUAUUUUCCAUGGUUCGUAUAGUCAUUAGUACAGAGGCCUGAAUUGCUUAUAGUGCGUAUCGAUUCAUUAAGCUAAUGGUUUUUGUUGUCAGUGUUUUGAAUAACGAGUGUGUGUGACAAAGAAUCAGGUUUAACAUAAACUUUUGUUUACAAACGAGCUGGUAGUGAAUCCCGAAAGCACAUUUAAAUGAGCAAGCAAAACAGCCAUAUAUAUCUUCACAGCUUCUGCGGACAGUGAAAAAAAAUGCAUUUUUGCGCAAAUGUGAGAAGAGUGAUGUGGGAAAACCCCAGUGGAAUUACACGUGAAAAUCGCAUGUAGCUAAAGCCUUAAUUACACACAUUACCUUGUUAUCUGCAUACUGGAUUUAGAUACACGGAACAAGGAAGACCACGUUCACGGGAAUCUGCAAAAGAACUCAUGACUUCAGCACCACUAUUCAUGUAAUUGGGAUGCUUGAGAGUGUCUCUGCCGUGUCACAGGGUAUGACAUGAGAACAAGAGCUUCGGCAACGCCUGUCAUCAGCGGAAAGGGAACCGUAAGCUUAUGAACCGCGAUUCAUGUGAAACUGCAGCAUGAGUUACGCAUCCUUUUACACAAGCGAAAGAUGCAGGCAUUCGUGGCCUUUCUUAGUUGUGACUUCCUAGAUGCCUAACUCAGACCUCAGAGACGCGACCCAUGAAUCAAAGUGCCAAAUGAAGUUGAAGACGACUCUCAGGCGUCACCCGUGGCGUCGGCGCAAGGUUAUCCCGUCGCCUCACGACCUGGGCUACAGCCGCGACGCCGGCCAUCUCGUCGCCGCCCGCCUCCACGGCUUCUCCCACGCCAACGCCAUCCCCCCCAAGAUUGACCCCGCCGUCUACAACGAGCUGGUGACCCCGAAGGACCCCGACAUCGGCAUGGAGACUCCGGACUUGGGCCAGAUCCUCUACACGACCAGGCCGUACGUCGUGGUGUGCCCCUCCAGCGACGAGGACGACGACGAUGAGUUUGGCGAGGUGCGACAGGUUCCCAUCAGCCUGUACUACGACGCGUACGGCGACGUGAUCGAGGACGACGUGUGGGCUCACCUCGGCUCCUCCGCCGGCCGCGACGUCUUUUACGACGACGACUCUGACGACGACGACGAAGACUACGGGGCAAGGGCGGGGGGUGGGGCGAGGGACCGCCGGGGGGACGAAGGCGAGAGGGACAAGCGAUACCGCAGGGAGGGCGAGUUCAGCGGGAUGAGCGAGAAGGAAAAGGAGGCGUUCAGGGAGGCCAUGGAAUACUACUGGCUUGAAAAAGACGUCAUGGAAUUCAGUGACUCGGAAGGAAGGCUGGCGGAGAAGAUGAAUAAAGCAGUGAAUAAUAGCGAAGAGACACUGCUGGGGAGAUCAGAUAGUGAGAGGCCGUUACCCGCUCGCGGUGGGGGUGGGCGGGGCAUGUGGCCACCUGCAGGGCGGAGCCUGAGCAGCGAGCACCCGCAUGGCUCCUCCCAUGAGUCCCAGGUGACACUCGACGACACCACCUGCUUCAUUGAUCCCCAGGACAUGAUAUGGGCCUCAAUGUGUGCAAUGUACCCGAGUGUUGCGUGGAAUAGCGUGGGCGUGCGGGGCGGGGCGGCAGACGGAGCCGGGGUAGAAGCGGCUAAGAAUCAUCAGUCUGCUAGUACCUGUGUUGCCGCCCGCGCGCCUCGUACACCUGCCGUGCCCUACGCUUAUACGGCCUCCGCCAGGCGCCGCUCGCGUGUCAGAAAUGAGCAGAGGCCUUACGCUCCGAAGAACACCUCGGAUGACUUGAAAGUUUGGACAAGAAAAUCCCGCCGAAGCGAGUGUGAAGUGACGAGCGAGAGCAUGCCCAGUAUGCCCAGCAUGGAUCAGCUGUUUGUGAGGCGAGGCCGUAAUGAAGGUAGGGAGCCUUCGCCGCAACCACAGCACGGUCCUACAGCCGCGGGCGCCACGCUCCCAGGCCACCCCACCCCCCACACGCCCCUCACGCGGAUAGACUAUGACAACCUGGCACCGGACUGGCACAAGCACAUGAGCUGGGAGGAACUUCGGCGUCCGAGCACCUUCAACGGGGUGGACGGCCUCAUGGGGCAGGUGCCCCACGCCAGCGAGUCCUCCCUGGCCACCGACAGCUCCGGCCACCCUCACAUACGCCACCACCUGACCGAAGGCGUUCGACGGUCAAGUGUAGGGGUUGUAGGGAGGCGUGGCGAGGGGGCGUGGCGUGGAGGGCCUCGUGGCCAGGCGAGCGUAACAUGUGGAGCACUGGGCCAGGCGGGACCCGGACCACCAGUCUCCACGCGCGCUCUGCCACGUGCACACACGCGCUCACGAACCACGCGCUCUAACAGUGUUACCGGUGAUUCAAGUGUUAACAGUGAAACGGACCGUGUUAGUAAGACGAGGAAUACGAGGAGUGGUAGUGUGACAAGUGUACAAGUGAGCCUUGGUGACGGUGAAUCAUGGCCCUCCCUCCGGGAUGGUGUGUGUGACGGAGAGUGUACGUGUGCCAUGCCCUGCAAAGUGUCGGGCAUUCCUGUAUACCAGGGGCGAGGGGGGGACCCUCCCCGGAACCCCAGGGAAGAUGUGCCUCCUGCGGCUCCUACAGGAGGAGCUAGCGGGCGAGGUCGCGGCAACGGCCGCCGCGCUGGGAGCAAUAACAAACCUUCUCCUUCUUCAUCAAAUCGCUCCCCAGCUUUCAUGGGGCGCCGUGGCAGCUUCGGAGCCCCCGGGACAUCCCGAGGCAGUGUCACGCAAGAGAGGGAAGUGGAUUUACCUCGCCGGGCAUCCCUGCCGGGCCCGGGAGUCGGCGCCCCCGUGCACUGCAGCACCUCAGACGACUCGUUAAAGACCGGGAGUGCUUCCGGCCUGUCCUCACACCGAGCACGGUCCUCGCCGUCCCCCAUCCCGCGCUCCCCAGCAAGGGGAGCAUCUCCGGGCCUAGGGGCACGAGCGCCGUCGCCAGUCGGGCCAGGGAGAACUCCCACGUCGACGCGACGGCGGGAGUCCUUAGGGGACACACGAACUCCACCCGCGACGCCCCUCGCCCGCCGCCCGCCACCACGGGCGGUAUACCAGGUGAGGAUCUCCCCUGGCGCCUCCGGGCGUGACACUGCGUCGGCACACAAGGAAAAGUCAUCUUCUAAGCUCCCUGUCAUGUCCAGUAAAAGCGGCAAGGCCGACCCUCCCCAGACUAGCCAUCGAAGCUUUCCGCCGCGCCCGGCGAGCGGCAGGGCAGCAACAGCAAGUCUCCGUGGAGGAAAAGAAACUCCCAGAGACAAGGCGAGUAAUGAAGAGAGUAACAGGGGCGCGGGUCAGCUGGGCCACAGCUCUUUGAAACUUGACACCCCGCCCAAAGCGCUGUCCCUUUCGCUGUCUGUAAGUUCCCCGGAAUCUCCUGAAACGAAAGACAGCACAAACGGCGGCGGCGAUACGUCCCUCAACCUUAGCAGCGUGUCAGGGACGGCGGUCACGGACAGUGAUGCAACACCCGAUCGACACAGAGAACCGCCGAGCAGAGUGCCGCCCGCCCGGACUGGCUCGGUGUCUAUGCUGCCCAAAUCGUCUUCUUACGGGGAAAAACUAUCAGGACUGGCAAGAUCGGGAAAUAAUCGACUAACUGCUUCGUCCUCGAGACUCUCACCUGUCAGGCGCGGAAGUACUGACGCCGCGAAGUCGAGUGAAACGAGGCUGGAUCACACCCUGAGUGCCAGCUCUUCAAAUAUCAACACAAAACCAGCCGUAACUCGUACGUUCUCGGGUCCGAAGAGUUCUUUAGUGUCGAACGAUGGAGCAAGCAGGGCCAGGAUCGUCAGGAGGGUCAUGAGUGGCAGUCGAACGAAUCUCAGUAAGAAGAAAUCCAAUUCGAAAACGUCUUUGGUGGUGGGUCGUCAUAACAUGUAUAAUCGCAGCAAAUCAGGCUCCAAGAACUCUCUCCUUGGUUCUCGAAACAACCUAUUCCGCGCGAGUCUCGAUUCCCAGAGGACAGAGAGCACCACAGAUUCGGGAUGCAAUUCCCCCCUGUACGGCAGCCAGUGCUCGCUCGACGGCGAACGGAAGCGGCACAAUUCCUCCCCUUCUCAGAACCUCCACAAAACGGCCGGUUCCUUCAAUUCUCGACAGUCCAAGUUCGACACAAGGAUGAACAGGAGAGUGAUAAAAAAGAAGGAAAUCGGAAGCAGUAGCAACAGAGUCACACCUACAUCGCCACCGAGAGGGACACCUGAUCCAGUCCCCGCCGUCAGUCCUGAACCAGAUCAGAAAACCACAAUCACAAAACCUGCACCUGUAGAAAAGGAUAUGGGGGCCGAGAAGGACGUAUACAAGCCAGUCUCGGAGAGGGAACAGUGCAAGGCAGAUCCCGUGCACGAGGUGAAAAUCGUCCACACGCAUUCCAUGAGUAGCAGCCAAUUAGUCGACAGAAUGGAAAAGCCACCCGUGUCUGUCAGAAGAUCGUACAGCCUCCAGCUCCCUCGAGCUCGUCCAGCUCCUCUCCCCAAACCGACAACGUGUGAGCUCCGUAGUAAGGAUGACACGAGGAUACGCACUAACGAGGACAGCGUCGAAGAUGAGGGAAAAGAGAACCGACCCUUACCGGGCAUUAAUGUCUCGUUUCGCUCUGUCUCAUCACGCCCCCCUGACCAUUCUAGCAGCCAGAGAAUCCACUCUGGAAACAAUGAGGCGGAAACUGUGACUCGUGAUAAAAAGGAAAUAACCAAGGUUGCCAUAGUGGCUGAACCAAAAACCAGGGAAGAGAAAGGAAUUCAAGUGGAAGCCUCCAGUAGUGAAGAGGAGGAGGAUGAAGACGAUGAAGAGGACGAGGAGGAGGAGGAUAAAUAUGACUUAGACGAGGAGGCGGAGCGGGAAGGGGUUCGAGAGAGCCGCGGUGAGGCAGGUAGUCAGCCGGGCAAAGAUGAGGUAAUGCCGGCCACUAAACCUCAGGUAGGGUAUGAGGGUCUAAGGAAUCUUCAGCGGCCCUUACCUGGCCCAUUGAGCGAGAAGGAAGAAAGGAGCCGUCAGUCUACUGCUGACAAAGUGAGGAAGAACACCGUCGUCCAUAUAUCGGGUGAGCCGGAGGAUAACAAGCUCAGAGUGACAGAGAAAAAAGAGUGUCCGAGUGAAUAUGAGGAGAAUCGAAAUAAUGAAAAGGUGAUUCUCAAUGAAGAUGAUAACAACCAUUUGAUACAGCGUUUAGAAACCUCCCUCGCAGAUAUCAUCGACUCUGCUGUGCUUAAGAACCUGAAGAUAAAUGGGAAUAUAUUAACAGAUCAGUUCGAUGCCAUCAUCGCCACGCUGAAGAAGGUGGCGGCGUCGGUUGACUCGGGGGAGUCGGAGGCUCUUCCCCUGAGUCACAGGAAUUCCGAGUGCGGUGUGAAGGGGCCUCCCAAGACCCCCGUGUCCCCCUUGACCCCCCUCACCCCGACGUCCAUCUCGUCCUCCUCCUCGUCGUCCAUGAGCCCCAUGUGCCCCUCCACCCCCCGGACCCCCACGUCGAAGGCCCCCCUCUCGCUGCUGUCGAUCAACGAGUGCUAUCCCGGCCAGAUGACCACGCCCCCGGCCCUGCCAAGGAGCAGGAAGUUGUCUCUGCCGAGGGACACGCUCCAGGAUCACUCGCCGACUCUAGCGGAGCUGGCUCGUCGCCUACAUGCUAAUCCUAAUCACCUGAAGGCUGAUCAGGAUUAUGUGGAUUUCAUGGAUCUGGAUCAGCCAUACGUUACUCCCCCGCCCACAGGGCCCAGCACGAGCGAUCUCAUCAGAGGCGAUCCGACACCUAAAAGUUUCGGCAGGAAAAACAGCACCGGGUCUCUGGGUCUCUCCUCGUGCGCUUCCCUUCUGGAGGAUAAUUCCUACUACAACGGCGGACCCACAACGACGGCCAGUGUGACGAACCUGAACUCCUCCGAGGAUUACGCUAAUGUUUUCGGGUCACAGCAGAGCGCCUUCCGGAAGGUCCACAGCACCUCCAACGUGAACGGCAGCGCCUCAGGUGGCUCGCACCGACUCUUCCAGCGCCACCUGUCGUUCGGUGGCCCCGACGACAUGCAUACCGACAACAGGCUCAGGAAGAGUCUGUCAAAGAGUCGGGAGUUACUGAGCCAACUGGAAAAUGAAUACAAGAAGAUCAAGGGCGACGAAAAUAAAAGUGCUCGGAAUUCCCUCGUCAUCGACCAGAGUUGGCUGGACAAAGAUUUCGAUGAGCUCCUCCAGACCUUAUCGAAUGACAAGACGAUCCAGUCCGAUCCUCACGAAGCCUUAGCUUUCCUGACUAACAACAACAACAACAAUGCCAACGCCACAUCCUCCUCAGUCACAUCCUCCGUGAGAAACGACAAAUGGAAGGCCUCGAAGAAGGACAUGCCUCCACUGCCGUCAGCGGACAGCCCUCGGACCAAGCGCCAGCACGGGCAGGCGGGGUCCGAGGGGCGUCAUAUCUUUUCGUUCUUCCAGAAGAAAGGCCGGAGCCAAAGUCUCUCCGGCACGGAAGCGAUCAAGAUAGUCUUGCCCGUCACCCCUGAAGACGGUCCCCAGGGGGGCCAUCAGGACAGGGCAGCUUACUGGCCCCAGGGAGUUCACCAUCACGAAGGGACGGCCCCGGGGUCACGCAGGGUGACCUACGAGAGCGCGACCUUGGAUCGUCCCGGGCGAUCCAACCGAAGUAACAGCAUCCCUUCGGGGGCGCCGCAGGCCUCCGCCGGGAAUGCGUUACCGCUUGACCUCGUAGGAAUCCUCAGGAAAGGUAGAAGCAAAUCCUUGUCGAAGGCUGCCAGCAAGGAGGGCCAGCCAGAGGACUAUGUGGUGGAGAACGGCGAAGAGGGCGGUGGAGAAGACAGCCAGCUGGGGGAGGGGGAGGAUGAGCCAGCUAAACAAAUGCGGUCACUCUCCCUGCCCAAGUCCUUCCUCUCGGAUAAAUACGGUCUCACCGGGUUCAAGGCCGCCCUGCCAAGCGUGAUCUUCCCGUGGCGGCGCGGAGAGCAGAGCCGAAGCUCCGGCCGCAGCAGCCCUGCCCCGUACGACGCGGGCGGCCACUCCCCCGCCUCGUCGCCCUACGCCUCCCAGUGCCCGUCUGGAGCCCUGCACGAGGAAGCCCACAAUGGCCCCUACGACGGCGCGCCCGACCCCAGGCAGAAGGAGGGCGUGUGGCGCAGGAGCCGUGGCCCCGGAGUGUCCCGUAACACCAGGAGGGAGAAGGCGUCCAGUUCUCCCGUCUUCAGAAGGGCGUCGCUCAGUCACUCAGAGUGGGAUAUCAGAAGACCGUGGUCGCAUGUUUAUAGCGAACGUGAGGCAGCCAAGCUGAGCCAGUCAGUAUGUCGCCUGGCCAUGACGUCGGCAGAGGAUGGAGGGCCGGUGGAGGGCGUGGCGGAGGGCGAGGAAGGGCCCCGCUCGCUGCCCUACAUGUCCUCCUCUGCCCAGGCGUCCCCGGAGGGAAUGUUCCAAAAGUUCAAGAAAUCUUUGUCGCUCCGCUUGGCCAAGAAGGGGAGCCGCAGCGAGUCGCCGGGGCCGGGGCCGGGGUCGCAGUCUGCCCCCGUGGGCCCCGUGCCCGCCGAGCCCGCCCAGCCCGCCCAUCUGGAUUCGCAGACGCUUCCCAGGAGGCGCGGCUCCGUCAGCAGAGAGGACGACACCAAGUCCAGCUUCCUGUUUGGGCAUCCGCUCUUCAGGUCGAGCAAGGAGAGGCGGCGGGCGAGGCUGAAGGAUGCGAGGUCCUCCAAGUGCAACUCGGGAGACUCCGGCGACUCAGGCAUCGAGCUGGUGACCGGUCCGGGUCCCGUGACCGCGCUGGACAUGACGUCACACGGACCGGACGUCGACAGCAACAACUACGUGGAUCCUGCGUUUGUGGCGAGCUUGGCAGAUGAUGGAUCAAGCGGGCUGAGAGAAGUGAACCCACGGGCGGUCCGUCGCACACACAGCGACGUGGGCGGCGCUGGAGGGCGUGGCUCGCUGCAUUACUCGCGUCAGCUCUCCACCCCGCAACCCAUCAAGAUAAGGCCCGCCCACAGAUUGCCUCAACACACUGCAUCCUUGAACAGAUCCAAGAGUCUGAAGAGAAGUAAAGGCUCCUCCCAUUUGCGUCGCUCCAUUAGUCAACCCUUAGAUUUAGACAAGGCCUACGAUACCCCCGUGUCGACCCUUCGCAAAUGCAGGAGCCCGACGAACACCCCCAGGAGACGGCAGCGAAGACCCUCGGCCGGCAACAUCCUCAACGAAGACAACACGACUUCUGAAGAUGAGAUUGGAAUGUCCGACUCUGAAGAUUUUAGAACCGAUUUGAAGAGAAGUCUGGAAGAGGAUGACGAUAUGAUCAUAUAUGCCGAAGCUCUGUGGGACCAUGUCACCCUUGACUGCGAGGAGUUAGUGUUCAAAGCGGGUGACCUUAUCACUGUGAUAGAUUCGAGCGACAAGGACUGGUGGUGGGGACGGAUCAGCCAUCGAGCAGGGUGGUUCCCGGCGGCGUUUGUCAGGUUACUAGUGAACCAGGAAGAGCACCAAGAUACGUCAGGCCACCAGGACACGUCAGCUCGAGGACCAGCACGGAAGCUCAGUAUCUCUGGGUUAUCUCACGACCAAAUUCGCACUAACGUCAUUAAUGAAAUCAUUUCGACAGAGCGGGACUUCGUGAAACAUUUGCGAGACGUCGUCGAGGGAUACCUCAGACAAGUCCGUAAAAGGCCCGACAUGUUCACCGACGAGCGAGUGUCGACGAUCUUCGGCAACAUGGAGGCGCUGUACCACUUCCAGAGUAACUUCCUAAGAGAACUUGAAAUGUGCAUCGACUGGCAAGAGCCUUUCAAGUCUUGCAUCGGUGCGACCUUCAUACGUAACAGAGAGAAAUUUGAGAUCUACAGUGAAUACUGUAAUAACCACCCUUCGGCAGUAUCAUCUUUACAAGAGCUUUACCAAGAUCAGAAGUAUGUACACUUCUUUGAGGCAUGCAGACUACUUCAGGAAAUGAUUGACAUUUCUCUCGAUGGAUUUCUCUUAACGCCAGUUCAAAAGAUCUGCAAAUAUCCUCUUCAACUUCAAGAAUUGUUAAAGUAUACAAAGCCUGACCAUCCUGACUACACCAGUGUCCAAGGGGCCUUAGAGGCUAUGCGAGAUGUGGCUCUCUUAGUGAACGAAAGAAAACGGAGAAUGGAAUGCUUAGAGAAGAUUGCGUCUUGGCAGAUCACAGUGGAAGGUUGGGAGGGACCGGAGCUCCUUGAGGACAGUUCACAGCUGAUCUACCAAGGAGAAGUUACCAAAGGAGUUGGUGGAUCCUGGCCAAAGGAAGUUACCUUAUUCCUCUUUGAUCAUCAGCUUGUGUACUGCAAGCGGGACCUCCUCAAGCGGAACACCUUUGUUUACAGAGGGAGACUCAAUCUCGAUAAUUGUGAGAUUGUUGAUCUCCCUGAUGGGAAGGACUCCAGCCUCAACAUCAAUGUACAUAAUGGAUGGAAGAUUCAUAGCUUUGAGAAGAAUAAGUGGUAUGUUUUCUCUUGCAAAACUACUGCAGAAAAACAGAAAUGGAUGGAGGCAUUCAAACGAGAACGGGAACUAGUAGCAGAAGAUGAAUCAGCAGGAUUUGUAGUAGCAGACAAAGCAAAACACUUGGCAAAAGUUGCAGCUCGCAACCAAAAGAAUAGGCCAAAGAGACCUCGAACCACCAAAUCGCACAAGCGUGUACAAGCCAUGACAUACGCUCAGGCUGAACUUCUAGUCAAUGUUGAUCCUGAAGUACGCUCCAAUAGCCUCCCUUCUGGUAUUGAGCCACCUGAAGGCAAGAAGAAAGGUCUGUGGUUCAGCUUUGGAGGUCACAAGAAAGGACGAGGCUCAGGAAGAACUCUCAGCCAGAUCCAGCACCACCCUGUGUGAGAGACAUCUUUACUCUAAGCAGUGUAAAGUCUUGUCAAGAAAGCUUGAGGAAAUCUGCUUUGACUUGAAGUUGAAUAAUCUGGUUUACUGAUAACACAUCAUCUACAAAUUGGCAGUUUUAGAUGACACAAAUUUUGAGUUACAAACCCAGUAAGGAAGGGUAAAAAAUGAAAAUAAUACUCAUUGGCAUUUAUUUAUCUAAGAUAGUGCACUGAUGAUGCUGUUCCUCUGUGCAUUAUUCAGAUGAUUAUGACCAAUGAACUUAUUCAAGGUACAGUGACAUAAUCCAGAUUUAACCUCCUUAACAAAUAAGGCUUCUUGCUGUGGAAAAAUAUACUGCUAGGAGCUGUAAUAGGAGGAAUCUAGUCACAUUCAGUUUGCUGUCACAAAUCUGGGAGGCAGGGAUGCAAGUUGAUGGUGAGGAUGUAUUCAGAUAAUGAAGGUGAUAAUUCCUUAAACAUAUCCCUAAUUUAUUUAUCUAUAAGGUGAUCAUAUCAGAGUAUAACCAUCACCUGCAGGCUUAGGUGAUAAACUUUCUUCCAGUUGUGUUUUUGAUGUUGUCAGAUGUUAAAUAACUGGCUGUUUGUUGUCACUGGAGAAAAAGUAAUGAAGUGCCAUUAUUUUUAUUAAUUAUCAUUAUUAUUAUCAUUAUAAUUAUUAAUUAUUGUUAUUAUUAUUUUAACAGUUAAUUUGGCUGUAACACUUUACAAGUGCUUUUCAUUAUUUUCAAUUUUAGUUCAUUUACACAAGACUAAAAUAUCUUAAUAUGACCUCCAAUGGAGAUAAAAUAGCUUUACUUAGUAGUCAGUAAAAUAUAUUAAAAGCAACCUUGUCUAUCACCUGUAUCUAUAAUUUCUCAGAUUCUGUUACUGAAAGUAUUUGAUGUUGCAUCAGAAUAAAAAUUGUGAUAAAAGAGUAUGUAGUAAUGCCACAUUCAUCAUUAUGACGCACAUGAAUUUUCUUUGUCAGGAGAUGUAGUCUUUCAGUUUGGCUAUCUAAAGUACAGCAUUAAUUAAAUUUCAGUGUUGAGCAAAAAAGUUGUCCUGUAAAGUGUGUAGCAGUAUGGUGUGUCAUGGUGUUAAUAUACCAAAUGGUUCAAGCAAGACAAAUUUGCUUUAUCCUUUACUGAUUUAAUGCUUGUAUAUAAUUUAACUUUGUUUUCUAUUAUAUAUUAUAGUUUAUCAUGUACAGUGAUAUAAAUAUAUGUAUUUGUUGUAAAAAUGUAUAUAGAGACCAAAAUAUGUUUCUUUGACUGAAA